AUGACGCACAGAGAGGCAGAUGACGAGGGUCACAUGCUCUCUUUCCUGUCUUCUUAUCGGCCGUACGUCCAGCAGCUGUUGGUGAGUGAAGAAAAGUUUCCCUCUGAGCAGCAGGAGAGGAGCUGCAGUCUGGACCAGGACCAGGAAGACCCAGAGCCCCCACACAUUAAAGAGGAACAGGAGGAACCUCGGACCAGUCAGGAGGGAGAGCAGCUUCAGGGACUGGAGGAGGCUGAUAUCAUCAAGUUCACAUUCACUCCUGUCCCUGUGAAGAGUGAAGAAGAUGAAGAGAAACCUCAGUCCUCACAGCUUCAUCAAACACAGACUGUACAGAUGGAAACAGAAGCUGAUGGAGAGGACUGUGGAGGACCAGAACCAGACUGGAACCCCAGUCCACAUACCCAUUUACAAGAUGAUCAGACUGGAGACUCUCCUGAACCUGAGACUGAUGACAGUGCUGAUUGGAGGGAGACCAGAGCCCUACAGUCAGGGUUAAAGUCCCUCAGUGAUUCCAGAUUUAGUGCCGGUGAGAAACCGUUUGGCUGCUCUGAGUGUGGGAAAAGAUUUAGCUACAAGGGAACUUUGAAGAAACACAUUUUUUCUCACGCAGGAGAGAAACCUUUCAAUUGCUCGUUUUGUGAUAAAAGUUUUUUCCGCAGUACAGAUCUCAGGAUCCACAUGAGAACUCAUACAGGAGAGAAACCGUUCAGCUGCUCAGUUUGUGAUAAAGACUUUAAUCAACGGGGACAUCUGCGGAGACACAUGGCAACUCAUACAGGAGAGAAACCUUUCAGAUGCCCUGUUUGUAGUAAAUCUUUCAGACAGGGUGGAAAUUUAAAGUCACACAUGAAUAUUCACACAGGAGAGAAACCGUUCAGCUGCCCCGUGUGCAAUAAAUCUUUUACACAGGGCGGAAAUCUACAGUUACACAUGAGAAUCCACACAGGAGAGAAAAGUUUCAGUUGCUCAUUUUGUGAAAAGGAAUUUUUGCAAAAAAUCCACCUGAAGACGCACAUGAUAAUUCACACAGGAGAGAAACCGUUCAUCUGUUCAGUUUGUCAUAAAGCAUUUUUGCAAAAAGUUCAUCUGAAGACACACAUGAUCACUCACACGGGAGAGAAACCGUUCAACUGCUCACUGUGUCAUAAAGGCUUCAUCCAGAAGUCACAACUGACACAACACAUGACUCAACACACAGGAGAAACUAUUGAUUGUUUGUAAAAAUGAAGGUUUUCCUGGUGUGAUCACAUCAAAGGCUGGUUAUGUUAGUUCUUAAGAAAUAUGAAAACAGUAUGUAUCUUAUCAAUAGUGCGCUUCUCUUCAAGCGAAUAUUGUGGUGUACCACAAGGCUCGACCCUCGGUCCUCUUCUUUUUCUUUUUUUUCUAGAUGGCCUCGCCUGUCCUCCAAACUGUUUUUUUUGUUAUUUUUAUGCUGAUGAUGCCGGUCUGUUUCUAUUAAUAUAAAAUGUAAAAUUCAACUGACUGUAAUGAACACAAAGAUGUUUUGAAUAAUGUGUCUCUUAACUCUCCUGUUAUGUUGUGGGUCAAAUUGACCCAUUUCAAAGUUUAAAAAUCUAAUAAACGGCGGCUGUGGCUCAGUUGGUAGAGUUGGUUGGCCCCCAACCGAAGGGUUGGUGGUUCGAUCCCUGACCGUCGCAGCCUACAUGUCGAAGUAUCCUUGAGCAAGAUACUGAACCCCAAAUUGCUCCCGAUGCUGCGUUCAUCGGUGUGUGAAUGAAUUCCCGAUGGUGGCAGGUGGGACCAUUUAGGGUAGCCUCUGCCACCAGUAUGAAUGUGUGUGUGAAAGGGUGAAUGAGCGCAGUCUGUAGUGUAAAGCGCUUUGAGUGGUCGCAAAGCGACUAGAAAAGCGCUAUAUAAGUGCAGGUCCAUCCUUUAGUUAAAAGUAUUUUUUUAUAAAAAGAAAAAAAUGUCAAAUUAAAUUAAAAAAACAUUAGUGUCAUGUUAAACUGUCAAAUGCAUGUAGAACAGUAUAAAUAGGAAUACAAAAGGUUUGAAGCAA
This is a messenger RNA of Centropristis striata (black sea bass), 2020 nucleotides long. Its product is annotated as gastrula zinc finger protein XlCGF57.1-like. The transcript has 2 exons. The record is from RefSeq and is a predicted model, not a curated record. Gene Ontology annotation, biological process: regulation of transcription by RNA polymerase II. Lineage: Eukaryota; Metazoa; Chordata; Actinopteri; Perciformes; Serranidae. Gene Ontology annotation, molecular function: RNA polymerase II cis-regulatory region sequence-specific DNA binding; DNA-binding transcription factor activity. Bases 1 to 1221 code for a protein of 406 amino acids.